CGCUUCCUCGCUCCCCUCCCCCAACCGGGCGCCCUUCCCCUCUCCUGCUCCCCCGGCGUCUUUUCCUCUCCCCUCCCCGCGAAGUUUCGGGGCUGUCAGUCAGUCAGUCUUUCGGGCCGUCCGCACCCCAGCUGCGGGCUGCGGGCGCCAUUGCGAGCAGAGCCGCCCGGGACCGGAGGCAGGGACGCCGGGGUCCCGUCAGCAGUGGGGAGACCCGGCCGUCCGUCCGCCAGGUACGGGCCCCGGAGGCGCCCGGCGGCCCGCAGCUCCGCCCGCUCCCCCCGUCACCCCGGCACCUAGUCUAGGCCCGCCCCGCGCAGGGCGUGUGGCCCGCCGGUCCCCAGGAGGAGCUACCUGGGGUUGCCAUGAGAGAAACCUUGGAGGCCCUCAGCUCCCUGGGCUUCUCUGUGGCACAGCGGGAGUUGGCCCCCCAAAGUGAGCCUGGGGACGGGUCCCAUGAUGCCCAGGAGCAGAUGUGCCCUCCCAGGCAAGAGAGAGCGCUGGGCUCCUGUUCCGGGGUUUGCCGUGGAACUGCCAUCCGUCUGGUGCUUUGGGCGGUCCCCAGCCCUCCUCCAAGGAGCCCCAUGGCACCAGGCCCCCGCACUGGAGGAAGGCGCCCACACGGAGCAGGCCGAGGCCCCCUGCAGAGGAAGCCAGGACCGCCCACCAGCAAAGGCUGAGCCUGUGGGCGUCUGCCCAGGAGACGAGUGGAUGAUCCGGAAGGUGAAGGUGGAGGAAGAGGAUCAGGAGGCGGAAGAGGAGGUCGAGUGGCCGCAGCAUCUGUCUUUACUCCCCGGCCCCUUUCCUGCACCUGAGCUGGGGCCUCUGGCCGCGGCGUAUAAGCUGGAACCCGGAGCCCCGGGGACACUGGGUGGGCUCGCGCUGGCCGGGUGGACUCAGGCCGCAGAGAAGCCCUACGGCUGCGGGGAGUGCGAGCGGCGGUUCCGGGACCAGCUGACCUUGCGGCUGCAUCAGAGGCUGCACCGCGGCGAGGGGCCCUGCGCGUGUCCGGACUGCGGCCGCAGCUUCUCGCAGCGCGCGCACAUGCUGCUGCACCAGCGCAGCCACCGCGGCGAGCGGCCGUUCCCUUGCUCCGAGUGUGACAAGCGCUUCAGCAAGAAGGCCCACUUAACCCGCCACCUGCGCACGCACACGGGCGAGCGGCCCUACCCGUGCGCCGAGUGCGGCAAGCGCUUCAGCCAGAAGAUACACCUGGGCUCGCACCAGAAGACGCACACCGGCGAGCGGCCCUUUCCCUGCACCGAGUGCGAGAAGCGCUUUCGCAAAAAGACACACCUGAUCCGCCACCAGCGCAUCCACACGGGCGAGAGGCCCUACCAGUGCGCGCAGUGCGCACGGAGCUUCACGCACAAGCAGCACUUGGUGCGGCACCAAAGGGUGCAUGAGGCGGCCUGCCGCGCCCCGCUGUCUCCGGACGCGCCUGCCUCUCCGGGUUCUCCUGCUCCGUCCCCGACCCCGUCCCCUCCCGGACCUAAGCCUUUCGCCUGUUCCGACUGCGGCCUGGGCUUCGGCUGGAAGAAGAACCUCGCCACGCACCAGCGUCUGCACCGCAGCGAGGAGGGCCCCUUUGGUUGCGAUGAGUGCACGCUGGGCGCCGCCGCGGACACGGCAGCCGCCGAGCCCCUGGCCUGCGCGCACCGAAGCACAGCCGCGCCCCAGGACGCUCCCGCCAGCGAGCGGUCCUACGCCUGCCCGGACUGCGGGCGCGGCUUCGCCCACGGGCAGCACCUGGCGCGACAUCGGCGGGUGCACACUGGCGAACGGCCCUUCGCCUGCGCGCAGUGUGGCCGUCGCUUCGGCUCGCGGCCCAAUCUGGUCGCCCAUUCGAGAGCCCACAGCGGCGCCAGACCUUUCGCCUGCGCGCAGUGCGGCCGCCGCUUCAGCCGGAAGUCUCACCUGGGCCGCCACCAGACGGUGCACACGGGCAGUCGGCCUCACGCUUGUGCCAUCUGCGCCCGCAGCUUCAGCUCCAAGACCAACCUGGCCCGCCAUCAGGCCAUCCACACGGGCUCUCGCCCCUUCUCCUGCCCGCAGUGCGGCAAGAGCUUUAGCCGCAAGACGCACCUGGUGCGGCACCAGCGCGUCCACGGCGAAGCUACCCGCCUGGCCUGUGACGCUGACCUCCCCGCCCCAGCCUGGAGCGCCCCGACGGAGGUGGCAGCCCCCCCACUCUUCUUCUGAGUCCCUUUCUCCGCAGGCCCUUCCUCUGCCUUCUGUCGCUCCCCGGCUGGGGAGACCCAGGUCCAAGACCCUGCAGGGCGCUGUUGUUCCCUCUCCAUCUGGCCAGGAAGAGGUCUGGGAAGGAUACCAGCUUUGACGUUCCGUGACAAAGGCCGUGCUGAGCGCACCCUUGCUGGGACGGGUGGGGCCUGAGUCUUUGGGGGAGGCUCCUACCAAGAAAACCCCACUGGAAAGCGAAUGUUUCCUGGGCCCUCCCUGAGCGUGGAAGUUAGGAACCUCUGCGGGGGGAGGGGGGGAGUGGUCAUCUGUGUACGUACCGUGUCAUUGAAAUAAACACC
This is a messenger RNA of Phyllostomus hastatus (greater spear-nosed bat), 2540 nucleotides long. RefSeq names its product zinc finger protein 467 (gene ZNF467). The transcript is spliced from 6 exons. The record is from RefSeq and is a predicted model, not a curated record. Bases 457 to 2202 code for a protein of 581 amino acids. Gene Ontology annotation, molecular function: DNA-binding transcription factor activity; RNA polymerase II cis-regulatory region sequence-specific DNA binding. Gene Ontology annotation, biological process: regulation of transcription by RNA polymerase II. NCBI's taxonomy places the organism in Eukaryota, Metazoa, Chordata, Mammalia, Chiroptera, Phyllostomidae.